This is a messenger RNA of Exophiala bonariae, 2370 nucleotides long. RefSeq lists its product as uncharacterized. The record is from RefSeq and is a predicted model, not a curated record. Bases 1 to 2370 code for a protein of 789 amino acids. The transcript has a single exon. Gene Ontology annotation, molecular function: DNA-binding transcription factor activity, RNA polymerase II-specific; DNA binding; zinc ion binding. Gene Ontology annotation, biological process: DNA-templated transcription; positive regulation of transcription by RNA polymerase II. NCBI's taxonomy places the organism in Eukaryota, Fungi, Ascomycota, Eurotiomycetes, Chaetothyriales, Herpotrichiellaceae.
AUGUCAGACCCUGACGAGGGAUCUCAACUCGCUAAACGACGUCGAGUUGCGCGAGCCUGUGACCAGUGUCGACAUGGAAAGCUCAGGUGUGACGGACGCAGCCCUCGAUGCUCCAAAUGCCUGGAAACAAGGAAGCCUUGUUCGUAUGGUGCUGCGGCAAAGAGGCGUGGACUCAAGACGGGCUACGUUCGUGCGCUAGAAUGCCUGUGGGGUCUCGUGCUCCAAAAGAUUGAUGGCAGUGAGGCUGCGGUCGAGUCACUUCUAGGCAGAGCAUCUGUGCUGGACUUCCGUGGACGAGAUCAGAAUGCGGGCAGUACAGGGGAUGUUGAGAACCUUCUUGCUUCCUGGAAGAGAAGCAAAAUUCCAGAAAAGAUCAACCAACUUCUCGCAUCAACAGAUGACUCGGAUGAUGAAGCAACUGGGAAUCCACUUGAGACAGUGCAAGGCUUUGAACAGCAUCAUCCUUUGAUUUCGUGGAGGGCAUACGCCCAGCAACCUGGAGAAGAUGCACAAAUCCCACAAAUUACGCUGAAUACUGCCGAGAAAGACUUGGUGGGGUCAUUGGAAUCUUCCUUGGGCGAAGAUGAGAUCCGAACAACGACAGGCUGUGAUAAUGCUAAUGUCUUCCUCUACCAGCCGACAAUACCUCACUUGCUUAAGCUCCCUUCCACUUCAUCUCGCCUAAUCGAUUGGUAUUUUACUUACACGCAUUGUUGGCUACCAAUCGUGGAACGGCAUGUGGUUUUCCGGACCUUGUUUUCAUAUCCUGCUGAAGGGUUCCUUGUGACCCGGAAAUCGUUGGGUUCCGGAGAUCAUGCGGUCCUUUGGGCAAUAUUAGCCUGCGCUUCACUGGAGGAAGCACAGACGGAGGUGACACCGACCUCAUUUGCUGAGUCGAUUGAAACCUCCGAGUUGUUCUAUGCCCACGCUCGGAACCUUAUCCCAUGGGAGAACGAGCAUGAGUAUUGCCUUGAACAUGUGCAAGCACUGACGAUACUUGCAAUAUGUCGCUGGAUAGCUCGCGACUACAAAGCGGCCUCGUCUAUAAUCACAUACGCAAUCUCAAUUGCUUUCUCCAUCGACCUUGAUCAAAUCAACACCGCUUGGCAGCACCAGAAAUGCCACGCGGACCGAGUUUGGCUUGGGUGUUUUGUGGUAGAAUCUCUUCUGGCGAUGCGCUUGAAAAGAGUACCCUAUCUGAAACCACAGGCGAUUGAACCCUGUCUUCCGAUCGAUGAUUCUGGCAUGGAGGAAUGGGAACCGUGGCGACCCCUCCGCUCACACUCAGAUGCAGAGCCAAGUCUACCUAUACGCACCUCGAGCACUUUCAGCCAACUGGUCCGCCUCGUCUGUAUUGCGAACAAUCUCCUGCACCUAGAUCCGGGCGAUGCCAGCCUGCAGGCUAUUACAAGUUUAAUUGACUGGACAGCGCAAUUACCGCGACAUUGCAAGCAGGCGGGUUGCCAAAGAGGUCGGGGUAUGCCUGAUCGAGUUCCACCACCUAACAUUGUUAACCUAGGUUUUGUUUACUUGUGCCUGGUGAUUCAGCUACACAUUAAUCCUUCAGACCAUCAGAUCGAAAAACUUGCUCGGAAAGACACAGAGGUUAUUAUCCAGUUCUGUGGUUCUGGUGCAUCGGAACGGCUGCCUCCAUCGUGGGAGAUACUUGCUGACGCUGCAUCGGCUGCACAAUCCCUUCCGAUACAGUCGCGAGAGGCAGUAUUGAAACAACUUAAACAAGACCUCGCCAGGCUGGGUUUCGGGGAUAGUGGUUUGAGAACUAACACACUGACAAGGAACGCUUACGUUCUUCAUCUGUAUGACGAACCUCAACAUCCUAGUGUUAUGGAUUCGACCGCAGAUACAAGUUGUGUCUCUCGGACGAACCCGCUCACAGAGAGAGGUAAUUUUUGUCGCAUGCCCGAAACGAGUGGGCAUGGCACUACCGCCUUCGCACAAACAGUACGAGCCAAACUUUCUCGCUUCCCAACAACGCAACAACAAGAGGACAUAAUGACCUCCUCCCAUGGCAACUAUAGAUUUCCUAGACCCGGAACGUUGCCGCUCGAUGUCUCUCAAAGAUGCAGGGUGGGAACAGUACAACAGCGGCUCGCGCACGAAAUGCUACCAGCUGAGGAUGGUAAUCCUCGCGUCACGUCGGACUCUGCGGCCGCCCAAACAACAGACUUCUCAAAUACAGAGACCCUUCCUGCCAUGACCGAAGAAGAUCCUUUUCUCGACUACCUUGAAUUGUUCGAUAAUGCGGAAAUGUUUGUUGCCCAUCUGAAACACGACUAUUGCACUGGUGCUAAUUCCCGCUGCAGGCAAGAUCAAGACCAUUUCAUGAAAGCCCUCGGAUACAAUGUAUGA